AUGUCCUCACAUAAGACCGACGCUGAAAUCAAUACAGAAAAGAUAAAUGCUGCUAUCAAAGUUAUUGAACAGAAAACUAGCCAAACUAGUAACGGCACUACCGAUCUCACCAAGUAUGAAUUGGAAAACGGUCAAAUGGUAUCAACCACCGAUAGAGUAAUAACAAAUGUUCAGCCAGUAUCAAGUAAACUUCCUGCUGAUGAAGAAUUAUUCUGCCCAGAUACUGGCUUACCCAACCAUGAAUUCUUAAGGAACCAUUUCAAAUCUGAAGGUAGAAUUACAGAAGCACAGGCUCUUAGGAUACUUCAAAUGGCCACUGAACUCUUGUCACGGGAGCCAAAUCUAUUGAAUGUACCUGCACCGGUAACUGUCUGCGGUGAUAUCCACGGUCAAUAUUAUGAUCUUUUAAAAUUAUUUGAAGUUGGAGGCGAUCCAAAAACAACACCUUAUUUAUUUUUAGGUGAUUAUGUCGAUAGAGGUUCCUUUUCAUUUGAAUGUCUAAUUUACUUAUAUUCUUUAAAAUUAAACUUCAAUGAUCACUUCUGGUUAUUGAGAGGUAAUCAUGAAUGUAAACACUUAACGUCCUACUUUACUUUCAAAAAUGAAUGUUUACAUAAAUACAAUCUACAGAUCUACGAAGCAUGUUGUCAAUCAUUCAAUGCGUUGCCUUUGGCUGCUUUAAUGAAUAAUCAAUAUUUCUGUGUCCAUGGUGGUAUUUCUCCAGAUUUGAAAACUUUGAAUGAUGUCAACAAAUUAAAUAGAUUCAGAGAAAUUCCAUCAAGAGGUUUGAUGUGUGAUUUAGUUUGGGCUGAUCCCGUGGAGAAUUAUGAUGAUGCAACAGAUAAAAGUACAGAUCUCUUCGUACCAAAUCAAGUUAGAGGUUGUUCAUUUGCAUUCACAUAUAAAGCGUCAUGUCAGUUUUUACAAAAGACUGGUCUCCUUUCUAUUAUUAGAGCUCAUGAAGCACAAGAUGCUGGCUAUAGAAUGUAUAAAAAUACAAAAACAUUGGGCUUUCCGAGUUUAUUGACAUUGUUCAGUGCUCCAAAUUAUUUGGAUACCUACAAAAAUAAAGCAGCAAUUUUAAAAUAUGAAAACAAUGUCAUGAACAUUCGUCAAUUCAAUAUGUCACCCCAUCCCUACUGGCUACCAGAUUUCAUGGAUGUUUUCACUUGGUCACUUCCAUUUGUUGGUGAAAAAGUUACUGAAAUGUUGGUUUCAAUCUUGAAUAUUUGUACAGAAGAUGAACUAGAAGAAGAAACUCCAAUAAUAACGGAAAAUGUGGGUAAAACUUCGGAAUCACCUUCAAAAAAUAAACCUUCUGAAAUAUCUCAAAGUAGUGGCGUGCCUAUACUUGAUGAUGAACAUAGGAGGAAAGCUCUAAGGAAUAAAAUAUUGGCAAUUGCUAAAGUUUCAAGAAUGUACUCCGUACUAAGAGAAGAAAGAGAAAAGGUGCAAUAUCUCAAGAGCAUGAACGAUGGCACUUUGCCACGAGGCGCAUUAGCUCACGGUUCGGAAGGCUUAAAUGAAACAUUAUCUACUUUUGAAAGAGCAAGGAAGCAAGAUUUAUCCAACGAAAAAUUACCUCCUUCUUUGGAAGAAAUGGAAAGGGAGAAGAAACAGUAUUAUAAUGAUAUAUUUAAUAGAGCGAAGGAUAAGCUGUAG
Kazachstania africana CBS 2517 is the source of this 1662-nucleotide messenger RNA. RefSeq names its product calcineurin catalytic subunit A (gene CMP2). The record is from RefSeq and is a predicted model, not a curated record. Lineage: Eukaryota; Fungi; Ascomycota; Saccharomycetes; Saccharomycetales; Saccharomycetaceae. The coding region runs from base 1 to 1662 and encodes 553 amino acids. Gene Ontology annotation, biological process: fungal-type cell wall organization; calcineurin-mediated signaling. Gene Ontology annotation, cellular component: cytoplasm; calcineurin complex. The transcript has a single exon. Gene Ontology annotation, molecular function: calmodulin-dependent protein phosphatase activity; calmodulin binding.